Messenger RNA from Aspergillus versicolor CBS 583.65, 2094 nucleotides. RefSeq lists its product as uncharacterized. NCBI's taxonomy places the organism in Eukaryota, Fungi, Ascomycota, Eurotiomycetes, Eurotiales, Aspergillaceae. The record is from RefSeq and is a predicted model, not a curated record. The transcript has 2 exons. The coding region runs from base 1 to 2094 and encodes 697 amino acids.
AUGGCAGAGAGCGAAAAUGUGUUGUUAGGUGCCAGGACACCCGGAAGCCCUGAAACUCAACCCUUGUCGAGAAAUAAUGAUGAUUCUAUCGGCUCACGUAUUCCUCGCAUUACCGCACCAAAGCUGGCAGGAAUAUCGUCUACUGUUAAGGGGCUGAGAUCUGGUAGCUCUAUACCAGUUGCCGUUCACAGACGUAGCGCCGAACAGCUACGUGCUUCUAUGCAAGACACACAACAUGAGCCAUCUCCAAAAGGGGUUCGACUGGUUGAAAAGCCUCGUGGGCCUCGCCCUCCGCCAACUGACCAGGCACCCAUUCUUACAUCUGAAUCAACUGAAGGGACGGGCCUCAAGUUCGCUGAAACUUCUUCAUCGGCGUCGGUUUCGUCUUCUGAUACCUGGGAUUUCCCAGAUAUCGGCGAUCCCGAAAGACCGCCUGUUGCGUUUACAGGUGAGUAUCGCGAGCGUGUCCUGGGACCUCUCGGUAAUCAAACUCGUGGCCCUACCUUAAGAAUUACUUCAUCUGCUGAGAAAGUAAUCAUGGGAGACGCUAAGCAGGAGUCGUCGAGCUCUUCUGCCACUCAAAAGAGCAGUCCCUCACUCCUACAACGCUUGGGCAAGCUCACUCCAAACACCCCGAAAAAUUCCAAGAUCCCAAGAGAUGUUACUCCUGGAUCGAAGGGAACACAGGGCUCGAAAAUCAGUAUCGGUAGCGGCAAAGAGAGUACUCCAGUCUCUCGCAACUUCUGCCGCCCACAGAUCUCUAUGGAAAGUAUUUCGAAAAGGGACAUCAGUGGUAAAGAGCUGUCCAUUUCGCGUAAACCUAUCAACAAGUCUAGCUUGAGCAGCCUCCUCUCACCAAGCUCAAAAAGCCUACACUCUGAUGAAGAACCUAUGGUUCCGAAAAUCCCAGAUCAAUAUAUUUCCGGUCAGGGGCCCAGCGUACGUAAGGUUUCUAACAAGAGCCUUGAGCUACAGACUCCAGGAAAGGCAACGCCUGAGACCAAGGGCACACCAUCAAACCUUGAACUACAAGCUACUCCAGAGACUGUGAUAAAGGCUGGCACCAUUUGCCCUCGUCCACCUAGGUCUUCUUCACUACAAGCCUUAUCCGAUUUUCCUGGUGUUUCUCAUUCAGAGCAAAGCUCCGCCAAUAAACCCUCGAAGGUGAUCACGAACCUAAGGCGAAACGUGACUUUCAAUGAUAUUACACCCUUGGCUCCGAGCGAACCUCAUUUCAGCCCGAUUCCGGACAAACACAGACUUCCAGAGUCGAAAAGUAACCACCUGUUAGGAAGUUUCCGCAACAUGUUCAAAUCCCGAGGCGGUGCAGAGGCACCGGCAGCUGCGAGCGAAAAUAAACACCCUGGCAGUGUGAAAGCUAUGGCGAAGGAAAAUUUGGACCGUAACGACUCCGAGAAAACCGCUAGACCAAAGACAAAGUAUGCCACCAGGCUCUCCAGUGGAGUUGGUUGGAAUAGAAGCGGCCGGAAUAACAGAACUAGGGCUGAAUCACCAGGUACCCCAACCCCGUCAGUUCCCCGCCUUUUGGCGCCUCAGAAUCGCGGUUUGGACAGUAAUAUACCAUCUUUUGCUCGGCCUACAACAUCAACUCUUACCAAGGCCACGCCAGCUCCGAAGGCAGCUCUGCCGGUCAGUGUGGAGUCCCAAACACGCAGACCCCAUGUACGGACAGCCUCAACCGGAAGCCCUCACCGUUUGACGCGUGGACCCAAGCGUAUUGCAGGAAAUCUGUUGACUCCACCGUCUCAGAAGAUCAUGGAGUCACCCAAUUCUGCAGUUGGCGACGCACCGUUGAUCCUAGAAGCCAAGACUUACUUCGAUUUGGAGAGGAUCCGCAUCUGCAUAGAGAAGCUAUGUGAGAAAGUUGGAGAAUUGUCCACCUCGCUGGAGAGGGAGACAGCGAUUCGCCAAGCUCUUACCCUUCAGCAGCAACUCGCGGAUUAUCAGAACCUAGAAAAGAUGACAAUCCAGACGGAGAUACUUGCAAAGGAGAAAGCCUUGGAGAAGAAGGUUGCUGAGGAUACCCUUAAGACCAGCCUAGCCGAAAUUCAGGCCCAAUUUGAGCAGGACUAA